Messenger RNA from Penicillium egyptiacum, 5253 nucleotides. The record is from the annotation of a GenBank genome assembly. Lineage: Eukaryota; Fungi; Ascomycota; Eurotiomycetes; Eurotiales; Aspergillaceae.
AUGGGAGCUCCGGCCUCUGCCGGGGUGACCUCGACGGCCGCGGCAGGCCAGCCGACUCGGUCCUCGAGCACCCAUCCGUCGCACUCCCACAACGUACCCCUGAGUGCUCGCAGGUCCGCACCUCUUGAUUUGUCCACUGUGGAACGGCGUGGACAGCCCAACAACCCCAGAGAGCCAUCCAAGCGCAUUCGUCCUCAUGGCAUCCCAGAAGCCCCGACUUUCCGUCCAACGGAGGAAGAAUUCAAGGACCCGGUCGCCUACAUUCAAAAGAUCGCCCCCGAGGGGAAAAAGUAUGGAAUUUGCCGAGUGGUUCCACCAGAGGGCUGGCAACCGACUUUCGCAAUUGAUACAGAGCGAUUUCACUUCAAGACCCGUAGACAAGAGCUCAAUUCCGUCGAAGGAGGUAAGGGCUCACCUGCAGCAUAUCAGACUGCCCCAGCUGGUAAUAUCACACCACAGUGCGGUCCUGACUCUCAUUCAAACAUAGGAAACCGCGCGAACAUGAACUACGUCGAUGGACUUGCCAUGUUUCACAAACAGCAUGGGACUAACUACAGCCGGCUACCCAGCGUCGACAAGCGACCGUUAGAUCUCUACAAACUCAAAAAGGCAGUAGAGAGUCGUGGUGGGUUUGAAUCAGUGUGCAAGACGAAAAAAUGGGCGGAAAUUGGUCGUGAUCUUGGAUACAGCGGCAAGAUAAUGUCCUCAUUGUCCACUUCGCUCAAGAACUCCUACCAGCGCUACUUGCAGCCGUACGAGGAAUACUUGGCCCGGGCCAAGCCCGGUGUCCAACAACAGCUUGAGCUUGAGCACGGUGGUCCAUAUACCCCUUCGCCCCUACACUCCCCGUUGACUCAGAAGCCCAUGUUGGAUGAAAAUGGCACGCCUUCUAAAGUUCGCGAUGAGACUCCUAGCUUGCCUCGAAUGGCCGCUUCACAUACCCCAAUGGCGUAUACUCCAGUGGCACAUACUCCAAUGGCACAUACACCAAUGGAAAGGUCCCCGGAGAAGCCAACACCCCCCAUCGAACCUACUCCUCCUCCCUCUUCACGCCCAGCAGCCGCAGGCUUUACUCCCGUCAACUCCGGCCUCGGUGGGUUUACCGCCGUGAACCACUCCCCUUUCACACCCGCGAACAACGGCCCGCCAAUCAAGCGGGAGGGAGAGAACGGCGCCUCGACACCCAAAGUCAUUUCCGAGCAGGUUUCUGUCUCGACACCUGUAAAUGGUCAAGAAGAGGAGUCUCUGAAACGUGCUAUCAGCCGCGAAGACAGUUCUCAGUGCGAAAAUGGCGAUGACGAUGAUGGAAGCGGUCGACGCAGCAAGCGUCUCAAGAAAGAUUCACUCCCAACAGUUGCAGGUUCUCAUAUGUCGCUUCUUCGCCCAGCCCCGGUUAAAUCGCGCAAGGAUGGCUCCCAGCCAGCUGGAGAGGUAGGCGGAGGAUCGUGUCAGCCUUCUAAUGAUAUACUGAUUCAUGAACAGAAAUGCGAGACUUGUGGCAAAACGGACGAUCAAGGGUUGAUUCUUAUAUGCGACGGUUGCGAGCUUGGGUAUCACAAGGCGUGUCUCGAUCCGUCUACUACCACGGCAUCCGAACACGACUGGCACUGUCCCAAAUGUUUAGUCGGCACAGGGGAAUUCGGGUUUGAAGACGGCGGUGUUUACUCACUGAAACAGUUCCAAGAGAAGGCCAACGAGUUCAAGAAGAAGUACUUUGCUUCCAAGAUGCCCUUCGACCCGGUUCUCAACACGCAUCGACGUGAAACCGAGGACGAUGUGGAGGCUGAAUUCUGGAAGCUCGUCGUUGAUCUACAUGAGACAGUUGAAGUCGAGUACGGCGCGGACAUCCAUUCGACCACGCAUGGAAGUGGAUUCCCAACUAUUGAACGGAAUCCUCUUGAUCCAUAUUCGUCAGAUCCUUGGAACCUGAAUGUCCUUCCUUUCUAUGGAGACUCGCUGUUCCGUUACAUCAAGUCCGAUAUCUCUGGUAUGACCGUCCCCUGGGUCUAUGUGGGAAUGUGUUUCUCCACUUUCUGCUGGCAUAAUGAGGAUCACUACGCUUAUUCGGCCAACUACCAACACUUUGGUGCUACCAAGACCUGGUAUGGAAUUCCAGGUGCUGACGCAGAGGCCUUUGAGGCGGCCAUGCGGGAUGCAGUUCCGGAGCUUUUCGAAGGCCAGCCCGAUCUGCUUUUCCAGCUUGUCACCUUGAUGCCACCAGACAAGCUUCGCAAGGCCGGCGUCAACGUUUAUGCGGUGGAUCAGCGAGCCGGUCAAUUUGUGCUCACGUUCCCUCAAGCAUACCAUGCCGGCUUCAAUCACGGCUUUAAUUUCAAUGAAGCAGUCAACUUCGCGCCUACGGACUGGGAGCCAUACGGUGCAGCAGGUGUUGAUCGUCUUCAGAACUUCCGCAGGCACCCGUGUUUCUCCCAUGAUGAAUUGCUUCUUACCGCUGCUGCGCGUGAUACCUCUAUUGCCACUGCCAAGUGGCUUGCGCCUGCACUAGCAAGAACCUGCGCUCGUGAACUGGGUGAUCGGGCUGCUUUCCUAUACCGGCAAAAGGAAGUGUCUGCUCGCACCCCAGGCUUUGGUCCUGACUCCAUGGCGGACGAUGCGCAGCCGAGAUUCGUAGUUGAGAAUGAAGAUCUUCCCGAGGAUGAUUACCAAUGUCAACAUUGCAAGGCCUACGCUUACCUCACUCAGUUCCGUUGUCAUAAAUCAGGCAAGACUAUCUGUUUGUCCCACGUUGACACUUAUGACUGCUGUGGGGAAACUUUGGCUCAGAAGCUGUGCGGUUCGGGACAUACCCUCCGUUAUCGCAUGAGUGAUGAUGAAUUGCAGGCGCUUGUGCAGAAAGUCCAAGAACGGGCCAGAAUUCCCGAAGCAUGGUCUGAGAAGCUCGACAAGACCCUGGAGGAUGAACCGAAGCCUCAGCUUAAGGCCCUUCAUAACUUGCUCAAUGAAGGUGAGAAAAUCCCAUACCACUUGCCAGGCCUUCAAGAUCUUGCGGCCUUCGUCCAGCGUUGCGAUAAAUGGGUUGAAGAAGCCAACAACUACAUUACCCGGAAGCAGCAGAACCGGAGGAAAAACGAGAAGGCUUGGCGCAGAGGCAGUACCAAGGCGGCGCAGCUGGACGAUCGCGAUCGCGAAGUCCGCAGAAUUGAACAUAUCUACGCCCUUCAGGCAGAGGCUGAUAAACUUUCGUUCGACUGUCCACAGAUGGCGGCGUUGGAAGAGAAAACCCGCGAGAUCGAGAAAUUCCAACAGGAUAUUAAUACUGCUCUGAUGCACCCGCACACCCGGCCUCUCCAGGAGAUUGAAGAACUGAUCGAACGCGGCAAAAAUUUCAACGUGGAAGUCCCGGAACUGGAACACCUAGAGCAAGUUUCCCGCCAAAUCAAAUGGAUUGAACAAGCUGUGCGCAGACGAGACCAAUACAUGACCCUUACCGAUUGCCGGGAACUUGUCGCCGGUGCGGAGCAGCUCGGCCUCUCCGAUACCAAUGAACAUCUAAUCCACUUCAAGGAACUUGCUCGUCAUGGCGAUGCGUGGGAAAUGAAGGCCAAGGAAUUAAUGUCUGUUGAAGCCGUUCACUAUCAGCAAUUAGAAGCUCUCUCUGCACAGGCGUCUCGUUUUCCAGUUUCACCUGAUACUCUCGCUGCCGUCGAUGCUAUAUUGACCAAGCAGCGUGAGGCACAGAAAAGGAUCCAGACUCUAUAUGAAAAGAGCAAGGAUCCGGAGAUGAAGAAUCGGCCCAAGUACAAGGACAUCCGUGACCUCAUGGAAUCUCUUGAGCAUUUGACGAGUCGACCCAUCGGGGCGAUCGACUUAGAACGCGAGCAGAAGCGUCAUGAAGACUGGAUGAGAAAGGGGAAAAAGCUAUUUGGCAAGGCGAAUGCUCCUCUUCACAUUCUGAGAUCCCAUAUGGAAUACGUCGAGAAGCGGAAUUCGUACUGUUUCGACCUAGAGGACAGUUACCGACCGCCUGUGGAGCCUUCGUCUCGAGACAACUCGCCGGAAGGUUUGCUUGAGAAUCCUGGCAAUCCCAACAACAUGUGGGGCCCAAAGUCACGGAAGCGAGAUGUGUUCUGUAUUUGCAGGCACUCUGAGGCAGGAAUGAUGAUUGAAUGUGAAGUCUGCCAUGAAUGGUACCAUGGCAAAUGUUUGAAGAUCGCUCGGGGUAAAGUGAAGGAAUUUGACAAGUACACCUGUCCAAUUUGCGAUUGGCGUCAAAAGAUUCCGCGCGAUGCUGCUCGGCCUAAGCUUGAGGAUCUGCAAGAUUGGCACGCGGAGAUCGCAACUUUGCCUUUCCAGCCUGAGGAAGAAGAGGUUCUUGAGAGUAUUAUUAAUCAAGCGACAGCCUUCCGUGAUUUCCUGCAAGGCUUCACCAAUGCUGCCUGCACAACCACCGAGGAAGUUCCCACUUUGAUAUUCUACCUCCGCAAAAUCGAGGGCGCUGAGGUUCUUCUCACCUUUGAGACGAAUUUCUUCCGGCAGGAGAUCCAUAAGUGGGCACCCGUCGCACCGGAACCCCCUCCAAUUCUGGAGCAAUCUUUGUCGACACGAAAGCCGCGACCGACCAAGCAGCAGAAAAUCAUGGCCCAGCUUGGGGUAAAUCGUCCAGAGGAUCUCCCGGAGCAUCUUCGCCCCAAGCACAUUGGCUUAACCAAACGGAAAUCUUCCGAUGCUCAACCACAGUCGGCUCCUGGUCAACCUGCAUCCAUGCAACCAGCACCGCCGACUUCUAGUACUCCUAGCACGGGUCCAACUUUGGCACAGAUGCCAGAUCCAAAUGCCGCACCAUAUCCAUUCUCCGCGAACUAUUCUUUGCCUGCAAGCGAUUCCACACCCGCGUUUGCACCUACCUCCUCCUCGGCUUUCCUCCCCCACGCAGCCGCUUCGCAAUCCCCCUCAUUCCUGCCGCGCUCUCCUCCCCAGCCAGACCUGGAAACCUCCCUUUUCAGUCCUCCGCGAUUUGGUCAUGAUCCUCAAUUCGCGAGCAGCAGCCCUCGUCAGAACCUGGAUGACGUAUUUGCGGACCUGACCAACCAAGAGAUUGACCAUGAAGCUGAGACCCAACCUAUGGACAAUACUCAUGCUAAUGAGGCCCUGGAGGCCCUCGUAGUUAGCAAUGGCAGUAGUCGUGCUGCUUCUGUUCAAGGGGAAUCGGUUCAAAAUGGUGAACCUGGUGAACCGCAAGGUGAGCCCAAAUUCGACGGCGCCAGUAGAGAGCUUGAGGACGAGGAACUUUGA